Molecule: messenger RNA, 1518 nt
Organism: Aspergillus homomorphus CBS 101889
Lineage: Eukaryota; Fungi; Ascomycota; Eurotiomycetes; Eurotiales; Aspergillaceae
Product: putative cell surface receptor/MFS transporter (FLVCR)
Exons: 4
Coding region: 1-1518 (505 amino acids)
Biological process (GO): transmembrane transport
Cellular component (GO): membrane
Molecular function (GO): transmembrane transporter activity
Source: RefSeq, a predicted model, not a curated record
AUGGCCACGAGGAAUGUUGAGUCUGGGUUGGAUGUGCUCCCUCCAUCGGGGCCAGUGUACAAGGUCUACAAGCGUCGAUUCUGGGGGUUGACACAGCUGGUGCUGUUGAACAUCGUCGUCAGUUGGGACUGGCUCACCUUCUCGUCGAUAUCUACCACCGCCGCGGAGCACUUCAAUGUAUCCGAAAGCGCCAUCAACUGGAUGAGCACCGGCUAUCUCUUCGCCUUCUGCGUCGCCAGUCCCAUUGUCAUCCUCACCCUCAACAAGGGCGGCCCCAAGCCCGCCAUCAUCGUCACCUCCUCUUUGCUGCUGGCCGGCAACUGGAUCCGAUAUGCCGGCACGCGAGCACGCGGCGGAAUCUUCGGGGUGGCCAUGUUCGGGCAGAUCCUGAUCGGGUUGGCGCAACCGUUCUGUCUCAGCGCACCGACACGAUACAGCGACCUCUGGUUCUCGGACCAGGGCCGCACGAGCGCGACAGCGGUGGCGACGCUGGCCAACCCGCUGGGCGCGGCGCUGGGCCAACUCAUCGACUCGUUCUGGGCGACGGAGCCGGACGACGUCCCCAACAUGGUGCUAUACAUCUCGAUCAUCGCAACAAUCGCAGCUCUCCCUUCAUUCAUCCUCCCCUCCCACCCCCCAACCCCACCGAGCGCCUCCUCCGCCAGCCAUCACCACCACAACAACACUACCACCACCACCACCACCACCACGCCAACACCAACGACCCCGCUCCUCCCAACAGUCACGCAACUCCUCCGCACCCUCGAAUUCUACCUAAUCCUAAUCCCCUUCUCAAUCUACGUAGGCUUCUUCAACAGCGUCUCCUCCCUCCUGAACCAAAUCCUCUCGCCCUACGGCGCCAGCGAAACCGAAGCGGGGAUCGCAGGCGGGAUCCUGAUCGUGGUAGGGCUGGUAGUAUCAGCGGUGAUCGCGCCGCUGACAGACCGGUACAAGCAGUACCUAACGACGAUCCGGAUCCUGGUGCCCAUCGUGGCGGCGUCCUACAUCGGCUUGAUCUUCGCACCAGCCAGCGGGCUGGGCAUCGGGCCGACGUACGCCGUGUGCGCGCUGCUGGGCGCGUCGUCGUUCGGCUUGCUGCCCGUCGUGCUGGAGUUCCUGGUUGAGAUCACGUAUCCGUUCUCCCCCGAGAUCGGCAGCACCCUCUGCUGGACGGGCGGGCAGCUGCUCGGCGCCGUGUUUAUUCUCGUGCAGGACGCGCUGAAGGCGAGCGAUGACGACGGUGGCGGCGGCGCGACUCCGCCGGGCAAUAUGCGGCGGUCGUUGGUCUUCUCAGCUGUUGUGGCUGCGGUUGCUGCGCCGUUGCCGUUGUGUAUUGGGUUGUUUGGGAGGGAUGUGCGUCGCAGGCGGUUGGAUGUGGAUCGUGGGGUGGAUUUGGGGGAGGCGGUUGGUGAGGAUGAGGAGGAGGAGGAAGGUCGUCGUGAGGACGGAUCGGGGAGUCCGGGCGACGAGGAGAAAGGGAAGUCCUGGCUGAAGUGGUCGGUCUCCUCGAGGCAGUAG